UCCCUCCACACCCAGCCACCACCACCACCACCCAUCUCCUCUCCUCUCCCCCCUCCUCGUCUUCCUUCUCCGACUCCUUCGGGGCUCCUAUCCUUUGCAGCUGACGGAACCGACGAAAGCCUUUCGUUGACAUGGCUGCUUUCGUCCUCUUCCUCUGCUUGCUCGUGCCGCUCGUCCUCGCGUGCGCCGUCCGCGCCAGGAAGAAGGGCGCCGGCGGGAGGUCGUCGUCGGGCGGCGGCGGCGGCAAGAAGGGCGGCAGCAGCAGCCUGCCGCUGCCGCCGGGGUCCAUGGGGUGGCCGUACGUGGGCGAGACCACACAGCUCUACUCCUCCAAGAACCCCAACGUCUUCUUCGCCAGGAAGCGCAACAAGUACGGGCCCAUCUUCAAGACGCACAUCCUCGGGUGCCCCUGCGUCAUGGUGUCCAGCCCCGAGGCCGCCAAGUUCGUGCUCGUCACUCAGGCGCACCUCUUCAAGCCUACCUUCCCGGCCAGCAAGGAGCGGAUGCUGGGCCCCCAGGCCAUCUUCUUCCAGCAGGGGGACUACCACGCCCACCUCCGCCGUCUCGUCUCCCGCGCCUUCUCCCCCGAGGCCAUCCGCGGCUCCGUCCCCGCCAUCGAGGCUAUCGCCCUCCGCUCCCUCGGCUCCUGGGAAGACCUGCAAGUCAACACCUUCCAGGAGAUGAAGACUUACGCUCUGAAUGUGGCAUUGCUGUCCAUCUUCGGGGAGGAGGAGAUGCAGUACAUCGAGGAGCUGAAGCAGUGCUACCUGACGCUGGAGAAGGGGUACAACUCGAUGCCGGUGAACCUGCCGGGCACGCUGUUCCACAAGGCCAUGAAGGCCCGGAAGCGGCUGGGCGCCAUUGUGGCCCACAUCAUCUCGGCCCGGCGCGAGCGCGAGCGCGGGAGCGACCUCCUGGGCUCCUUCAUGGACGGCCGCGAGGCGCUCACCGACGACCAGAUCGCCGACAACGCCAUCGGCGUCAUCUUCGCCGCGCGCGACACCACCGCCAGCGUGCUCACGUGGAUGGUCAAGUUCCUCGGCGACAACCCCGCCGUCCUCAAAGCCGUCACCGAAGAGCACGCCGAGAUCGCGAGGGAGAAGGCGUUGUCCGGCGAGGCGCUGUCGUGGGCCGACACGCGGCGGAUGCGGGUGACGGGCCGGGUGAUCCAGGAGACGAUGCGGGUGGCGUCCAUCCUCUCCUUCACCUUCAGGGAGGCCGUGGAGGACGUGGAGUACCAAGGGUACCUGAUUCCCAAGGGCUGGAAAGUGCUUCCCCUGUUCCGGAACAUCCACCACAACCCCGACCACUUCCCCUCCCCCGAAAAGUUCGACCCUUCACGAUUCGAGGUGGCCCCCAAGCCCAACACGUUCAUGCCGUUCGGGAACGGGACCCACUCGUGCCCCGGCAACGAGCUGGCCAAGCUGGAGAUGCUCGUCCUCUGCCACCACCUCGCCACCAAGUACAGAUGGUCCACCUCCAAGUCCGAGAGCGGCGUCCAGUUCGGCCCCUUCGCCCUCCCCAUCAACGGCCUCCCCAUGACCUUCACCCGCAAGGACAAGAACAAAGCCUGACUCCUCCUCGUUCCCAAAGGAAAAUCAACGGCACGAUAGAGGCGACGCCGUGGCACAUGCGAGCGAGCUGGACCGGCUCCGUCCGCGUCCGCGGCGGUCGCCGUCGGAGGGGACACUUGCAGCCGUGGGCGCCGCGGCGGGAGCGGCAGCGCGCUGGCGGAGGCCGAUCGGAGAGAGCACGGGCCGUCAAAAGUCCUCUGUACAGAUUCUUGAGCCAGGACCAUGACGGCCGGGCGAGACGAGACCAAGAAAAAUCCCGCUCUUGAAAACACACACAGACGUAGGCAUUCUCAGCUAGGGAGAUCCGGCGCCACAAAGAAGUGGCGCCCAACUGUAAAACCAACCAUUUUUUAUCCUUUUUUCCUUGAGAUUUUCAUUGUUUUUGGCAACACCUAUACUAGUAUAGCAGGAGGAGAGAAGAAGACAGCAGACUGACAGGCCCUGAUUGGGGUGUAAGAUGGGCUGCCCGCCUGAAAGCAGGCUGGCAGCUAGGCCGAAUAAUCAAUGGAUCGCGGCAAAGGGCCAAAAGGAGGCCCCCGGGAGAGCGACCCCUCUGUAUUGUUUGUUACACGUCAAUGCAAACUGGAAAAUGGCUUUCGUUUCU
Molecule: messenger RNA, 2178 nt
Organism: Triticum urartu
Lineage: Eukaryota; Viridiplantae; Streptophyta; Magnoliopsida; Poales; Poaceae
Gene: CYP707A1
Product: cytochrome P450, family 707, subfamily A, polypeptide 1
Biological process (GO): sterol metabolic process; abscisic acid metabolic process
Molecular function (GO): heme binding; iron ion binding; oxidoreductase activity, acting on paired donors, with incorporation or reduction of molecular oxygen, NAD(P)H as one donor, and incorporation of one atom of oxygen
Source: RefSeq, a predicted model, not a curated record